Molecule: messenger RNA, 333 nt
Organism: Thalassophryne amazonica
Lineage: Eukaryota; Metazoa; Chordata; Actinopteri; Batrachoidiformes; Batrachoididae
Gene: prok2
Product: prokineticin 2
Exons: 3
Coding region: 10-333 (107 amino acids)
Source: RefSeq, a predicted model, not a curated record
CUCUUCAUCAUGAGGUCCACCUUCUUGCUGAGCCUCUUCUUCUUGUUGAUGUCUUGUGGAUUUUCAGCUGUUAUCACAAGGGCCUGUGAGAAGGACUCUCACUGUCGAGGAGGGCUGUGUUGUGCAGUCAAUUUGUGGAUCCGCAGCCUGAGGAUGUGCACGCCCAUGGGACGGGAAGGAGAUGAUUGUCACCCUAUGAGCCACAAGGUCCCUUUCUCUGGGAAAAGACUCCAUCAUACAUGUCCUUGUUUGCCAAAUCUGUCAUGUGUCACUGUCGAGGAUGGCAUGUCCAAAUGUCUCUCACCUUACCGAUAUUCAGACUACUACCUGUGA